AAAACUACGUAGUUAAGGUUAAUGAUUGAUUUUAUUGAAAAAUGACGAAUAUUUGUAUCUUUUUUUAAGAUAAGAACACAUUUCGAAUUACACAAUUUGGGUUCCCUUUGAUUUGGGAGUCCACUGACCAACUAAACCGUCGUUACGGUAACGCGAUGGCGGUCUUUUUGUUCUGGAAUUUAUACGAGUUCAGCGCAGUGUUCAAAGGGAAAAUCAUGUACCCUAGCAACUUAAUGCCAAAAGAGAGUAGUUGCCAUCAAGGUCAGGAUGUGGAGCAAGAGUCCUUUGAAUUUUCCAGUUGAUUUUCGCUAUGGAAGUAGAUGAAGAGCGCCGUGGAACAAUGGUAUCUGGUAAACCUCCUAGAAUACCCAGUAAGAGCAAGCGACAUUCGCUUCAGACAGGAGAAUCGAUAACACAAUUCAAUAAGCUGACACGACAUUCCAGUCAGCCGAAACUGCGACGAGAUGAGCCGAGCAUUACAGGUUCGCUUUCGAAUUUGACUCUCGAUAACUCUCGGCGCGCCGCGAGUUUGGCUCAACUGAACUCACUGAAAGCUACGGGUAAAACAUUGAGUGCCAGCAACCUAGCUGCGUUAUCAGAUACAAACUUAUCGCUUAAAGAGGCCGUCCUUCCACGCAGUUAUGACCAACCGAAUACUAGUUUUGCGGUUGUGAAAAGACAAUUUGAAGAACUUGUGCAACGGUAUUUCUACCAGCUGACGGUAGGAUGUGGUAGUGACAGUUGUACAAAUAGAUUUUGUUAUUCUGGUGAGUUAGCGAGUAGUUUCACCCCACAACUGGCUGCGAUUGUAAGCAUUGAGCUUGCAUCCCGUAAUAGAAAGUAUUUCUGUGUUGAUAAUCAGAGAAAAAGAUUUCCAGAGAAAUUAUUUGAGGGUGAGCCAGACAAACCACGACCUUUCCUUCAUUGUUUAUUCAGCACAACUCCAUUCCAGACAUUGUUUACGCAGCCAGAGGGUGUUGGAUUGGCUGUUCUGGGACGGACCAAUAGUGUUGCUAGUUUGAUAGGCUCAAUGGGCAAUCUCCAUGCUAUGAGUAAGGAAAUAUCACUUGCAAGGACAAGCCUCUCAAAUCAAAGUCAUUCCGACAUUUUCUCUUCUCAAUUGAGGGACAUUGUUAGUGGUCAAUUUGAUGGCAAAGUACGCAGUUUCCAUGCCUCUAAAGACAGUUUAGUUACAGCACAAGACUUGGGUUCCAUUUCAGUAUUGAGAAGAAACUCUGAUGUGACUUCAUCAAAGCAUAAUCUAUCUGGCAAUUUGGUGACUAAUUUGACUGAUAUUCCUCCUGAAUUAUUAGCCUCAACAUCAUCGCUAAAUGAGUUCUCAACUAUUGAGGAUUUUGAGAAAGAGUGUGCUCUUGAGAUGUCCCCAACAUACAUACAAGAGUUUUCCUUAACCCACCUCACAUUGCCAACAUUGGAAUCAAGCAUUGAGAACUACAACCAAUGCAAAGAUCCUGCAUUCCUUCUAAAUACAAUACGGACAGUUUUCAGCUCUAUUCAGGCUCUUAAUGAGAGCUUCAAAAAGGAGAGCUAUCAUGAAUCCACUGAACUUGAUGUUUCCGCUGUCCAUAAAGCUUAUGAAAUGCUACUAGCACUUGAGCCUCAGGAAGCAUUUGCUGGUCCAUUACUCAAUGCCACUGAGAUCCAUCUAAUAACACUUUCAUCACAAGUUGUGAAGGUAGAUGAGGUUCAACAGCUAGUGAUUCUUAUGGAAAAUCCUCUACUUCACAAAUCCCAGGACUUGUUACGUAAGCUGUGCCAAGUGUUGAAUGCGUUGCCGCCAGGUUCAAAAGAAGCUCUUACUGGAAUUCUAGCACAAUAUGACCAUGAAAAUUUCUCAAGACUUACAAGGGUAUUUUGUGGGUUCCUUGGAAGUCAUGUCCACCCCAGCCAGUCAUCUGAGUCACACUUGAUGGAGAUCUGCAAAGUCAUUGGUAUCUUUUUUGAUGCAUACAAAGUCAUACAAGGCUCUUCGAGACCUGACAAGACCUCUUUCCAGCUCUCUGUGUUCUACUGCGAUGAGCUCUCAAAGAAGCUUGACUUCAAAAAGGAGUAUGGCAACUGGCAGAUGGCAAGAAGGCUUUCCAAGCUUCCUGGUUAUUCUACAGACAAGGAUAGUCUCUGCAUCUUGGAUUUUCCUUUUUUGCUUGACCCUGCCUCAAAGGUCAGAGUUAUGCACAUUGAUGCGGUAUGGCAGAUGCGCGUGGAGUACCAGAAUGCUAUAGUUCACCAGGCACGGGUACAGCAAGUGCAGAGGAUCUUUGAGGAGACAGAGAAAAGCAAGAAGCUAAACGAUGGAGUCAAGGCUGCCAUGUGCCCUUUCCUGGUGUUAGAAGUGCGCAGGGACCACCUCAUCAGGGACACACUUAGCCAGAUUCACCUCAAGGAAUAUGAUUUAAAGAAACCACUGAAGAUUAAGUAUGUUGGUGGCGGGGAGUUGGGCCUUGACAUGGGUGGACUUCAGAAGGAGUUCUUCCACAUGAUUGUUGAUAGCAUCUUUGAACCAGGAUAUGGUAUGUUUACCUACAUUGAGGAGAGUCGAACCAUGUGGAUCAAUGGGGAAUCCUUUGAAUCUCUAAAAGAAUUUGAGUUAGUUGGCAUUGUGCUUGGCCUGGCCAUUUAUAAUGGCAUCAUCCUGGAUAUUCACUUCCCCCAAGUUAUCUACAAGAAGCUUCAAGGCCAGACCCCAAGUCUUGAGGAUUUGAUUGGCGUUCAGCCAUCACUAGGCAACAGCCUGAAGCAGCUUCUUGAGUAUGAGGGGGACGUGGAAGACACAUUCUGCUAUACUUUCCAGGUAUCAGCCAUGUCAUAUGGUAAGGUCUGUGACCGUGAGCUCAUCCCAAAUGGUGCUGAGGUUCCUGUCAAUAAUGAAAACCGUGAAGAGUUUGUCCAUCGGUACGUCAAGUACCUCCUGGUUGACUCUGUUGCCAAGCAGUUUGAUGCCUUCUCAGCUGGCUUCCACAAGGUCUGUGGUGGCUCCGCCCUCACCCUGUUCUGUGCGGAUGAGCUGGAACUACUCAUCUGCGGUCACCAUGUCCUGGACUUCAGUGACCUUGUAUUGGCUGCUUCAUACGAUGAUGGCUACUCAGCACAGCACUCCACCAUCAAGAUGUUCUGGAAUGUGUUUAAUGAGAUGACUAACCACCAGAAGAAAGCCCUUCUGAUGUUUGUCACAGGGAGUGACAGAGUUCCACUCAAGGGGCUGUCCAACUUGACAUUUAUCAUCCAGAAGCAUGGCCAAGAUUCAGAUAGACUUCCUACGGCAAUGACAUGCUUCAACAGGCUUCUCCUCCCUGAAUACACAAGCCCAAAGAGGCUGAAAGAACGUUUGAUUGUGGCAAUCGAGAAUUCCAAAGGGUUUGGUCUAACCUAGUGUGAAGGAAUGUAUGCUAGUUGUUUGGACCACGUCAGUGCUCAAGUCCCUGGCCCCAGAUUCUCAAAUGUCGCAUUUGGCACAUUGGCUUUGGCCUGUCAGUGAUCUAAGACAGGACCGGCCCAGGGGGCACAGGAGGCAUGUGAUCCCACCACAAAUAUUAAAAAAAUAUAUAUAAAGGAAAUGACUAGUAGGGGCAUUGCUGUGGCCCUAAAUACUCUCAUAAUGUUUCUUUAUCAUGCCUAUUGCGACCUAAUUGAUAUUCAUAAACGAAGUCCAAAGCACAUGCUAAAUAAACAAUGCGCUGAGUUGAGUGGGGUCCCUGUGGGCCUGCUUCGUAAGAGACAUGAGAGUUGCAUAAAGCACUGUGAUCUUGGCUUGUCAGUAAUCUAAAAAGAAUCUAAAAAGAAAUUAUAAUUGAUAGUGCCCUCCAAAAGUAGGUCUUACAUCUUUUUACUGGUGGCUAAAGACAAACCCAAAAGACAUAAUAAUUUAUCCUCAAAUCAUAGGUAUAAUAUGAAUUAAAGAAUGUCCAUUACAGGUAUUUGCUAACUAUUUUGCUAUUGUACCAAGAGAUACUGUAUUUUCCUACUAACUAUUUUGCUAUUGUACCAAGAGAUACUGUAUUUUCCUACUAACUACUGAUUAUGAAAAGAGAAUAGUAUACUUAACUUAUUGACCUGGUAUUGGUACUGUACAUAGACAGAAUUAUGUAUAUUAAAGAGUGUGUUGUGUUAA
Messenger RNA from Nematostella vectensis (starlet sea anemone), 4129 nucleotides. Its product is annotated as probable E3 ubiquitin-protein ligase HECTD2. The transcript is spliced from 9 exons. Bases 311 to 3391 code for a protein of 1026 amino acids. NCBI's taxonomy places the organism in Eukaryota, Metazoa, Cnidaria, Anthozoa, Actiniaria, Edwardsiidae. Gene Ontology annotation, biological process: protein polyubiquitination. The record is from RefSeq and is a predicted model, not a curated record. Gene Ontology annotation, molecular function: ubiquitin protein ligase activity.